AUGAACCAUGAAUUAAACGACUCCGCAACGCUUGGGAAAAGACCAGGCCGUUGGACUCAUGAAGAGCAUCAACGCUUCUUAAAAGCCAUAGAAUUGUAUGGCAAGAACUGGAAAAAAGUUGAAGAGCAUGUUGUGACCCGAACUGGAGCCCAGAUCGGGUCUUUGCCAUAAUACCAAGCAAAUUUUUUUUAAUUAUCCAUUAGUAAGCUAUACUUCUUUUAAAUAAUUUUAUUAAAAAAAUAAAAGAAUAUUUAUAUAAAAACAUUUUUCCUUCAUAUAAGACCUGCACCGCCAGAUCCGAUCUCAUGCCCAGAAAUAUUUCAUCAAGAUUGAGAAGCAUGGAGCUACCAAAGUCCAGCCUCAGGGAAUUACCAAGCCGAACCUUCAACCUAACCUGCAUUUACAAUUUUACUGCAAGUACAUGCAGAUGAUGCAGUACAGCGCAUAUGUGAAGUAUAUGGCGGAGUUGAGUAAAUCGAUAAAUCCUCACCAAAAUAACCCUUCAAGAAACAGCGACAUAUUUUGCAGCCCUCAGCCAGUGGCUGCUUAUAGCAACUCAUACAGUCACUUCCGGAAUUCUCCUGCUCCUCCCUUAGCUAUGAUCAAAACAUUGAAAUAUUAUAAAUUAGGAAAAUUCAUCCUUGAACCAAUAUAAUAAGAUAAAAUCUGACUAAAUUCAUUAUAAUAAAUUAAUUAAAAUUUUUAUUUUUUCAUAUUUGUUUUAUAAUAAAUUUUUUAAAAAAUUUAAAUAGUAAGCAGAAAAUCUUGCUAUAUAAUAAGGGAGAAGUGAGAAGAUUUCCUGUGACAUGAGUGCUUUUGUUCCAAUAACUUGUGGAGAACCUGAAAAGCGGCAAAAACAAGAAUAA
Messenger RNA from Blepharisma stoltei, 866 nucleotides. The record is from the annotation of a GenBank genome assembly. NCBI's taxonomy places the organism in Eukaryota, Ciliophora, Heterotrichea, Heterotrichida, Blepharismidae.